This is a messenger RNA of Cavia porcellus (domestic guinea pig), 1046 nucleotides long. It is a transcript of the gene Gmnn, whose product is annotated as geminin DNA replication inhibitor. The transcript is spliced from 7 exons. The record is from RefSeq and is a predicted model, not a curated record. Lineage: Eukaryota; Metazoa; Chordata; Mammalia; Rodentia; Caviidae. The coding region runs from base 165 to 794 and encodes 209 amino acids. Gene Ontology annotation, biological process: negative regulation of cell cycle; negative regulation of DNA replication. Gene Ontology annotation, cellular component: nucleus.
GUGCGUUCGUCUCAGAGUGGGCCAGCGGAAUCAGGUAAUUUUCCAGCUCGCCAGUUAGUGUGACUAUUGCGGUGCGGCAGAGGUAGUCUGUGGGCCUUACGCAAGGCGCUGCUGCUACUGCUGCCUGGGCUCAAAACGAAGAGAGUGUUUCCACCCAAUACAUAAUGAAUCCCAGCAUGAAGCAGAAACAAGAAGAAAUCCAAGAAAAUAUAAAGAAUAGGCCUGUGCCAAGAAGAACUUUGAAGAUGAUUCAGCCUUCUACAGCGGGAUCUCUUGUUGGGAGAGAAAAUGAGUCACCUAAAGGCUUAUCAAAAAGGAAGCUUUCAAAUGACCCAUCAACAUUUAAGACUUCAAGCACUGAUGCGGUUCCUGAUCCAGAAUCUAAUGAAAAUAAAAAUCUUGGUGGAGUUACCCAAGAAGCAUUUGAUCUUAUGAUUAGUGAGACUCCAUCUUCUCAAUAUUGGAAAGAAGUGGCAGAAAAACGGAGGAAAGCUCUCUAUGAAACCCUAAAGGAAAAUGAGAAACUUCAUAAAGAAAUUGAACAAAAAAACAAUGAAAUUGCCCGUCUGAAAAAGGAGAAUAAAGAAUUGGCAGAAGUAGCAGAGCAUGUACAGCAUAUGGCAGAGGUAAUAGAGAGAUUGUCCAGUGAACCUCUAGAUAUCCCUGAAUUGUCGGAUAGCCAGGAAUUUGAUUCUGAAGAGGAAAUUAGUGAGGAUUCUGAAGUCGAAGACUCAGAAAGUGGCACAUGUGAAGAAACCGUAUCUUCUUCCACAGAUGCAAAGCCAAGUACAUGAAGUUCAUUGGUGUUUGACUCUUGAGAAAUACACUGCCAACGUUUACCUCCAGUCUAGUUCUGUAUAGCAGAGUAAAUAACUACUUAAUGCAAACACUGGAUCACAUUUCUUUGUUUGACUCCUGGGACCCUAAUAUUGUAUUCAAAUACUAUAUAUUUUUAAUCUGUGUUUUAUGUAUAUAGUAUUUUCACUUGGUUGUCAGAUGUGACUUGUGUAUAUGAUGUGAUAAAUAAACUUCGAUUUCCUGUUGAA